Messenger RNA from Haplochromis burtoni (Burton's mouthbrooder), 2084 nucleotides. RefSeq names its product transcription factor E2F1. Gene Ontology annotation, molecular function: protein dimerization activity; DNA-binding transcription factor activity, RNA polymerase II-specific; RNA polymerase II cis-regulatory region sequence-specific DNA binding. Lineage: Eukaryota; Metazoa; Chordata; Actinopteri; Cichliformes; Cichlidae. Gene Ontology annotation, biological process: regulation of transcription by RNA polymerase II. The coding region runs from base 121 to 1245 and encodes 374 amino acids. The record is from RefSeq and is a predicted model, not a curated record. Gene Ontology annotation, cellular component: RNA polymerase II transcription regulator complex. The transcript is spliced from 9 exons.
UUUUUCCGGUGACACGUGACAUAAACAAACGGCACGCGGCGGGUGUACGUGGGUUAAGUCCGGAUUGUGAGUCUUACCGGUAACAAACAGAUCCCGGAUGCAGUUGGAGAGGCGGUUAGCAUGGUGAAGUGUGUGGUUUCUGGGUGUCCGAACCGCGUAGCUCACUACACCCGGGGGGCCUUCCAGCCACCCCCCAAGAGGUUCUUCAGCUUCCCCAAAGACCCGACUCGGGUCCAGGUUUGGCUGGCCGCCCUGAGGGAGACGCACAGGCAGGACACUGGAGAGGACCUCUUAAUCUGUGAAGACCACUUCCUGCCGGAGGAUAUCUGCAGAAAGGGAGUCACCAGUGAUGCCAUUCCGCUCAUGCCCCCUUACCUGGAUGGGCAGCUGGGUCUGCUCAGUGCCUGGGAGGUCGAUUCCUCUGAGGAAGACGAGCAUUGGCACGCCGGAGGCUGCAGUAACGACAGAGAGGAAGAUGAAUUUAGAGAGGAACGUCCGACUGCACCGAAUCCACAGCAACAGGAUCCGGGCUGGGAUUGGGACGAUCCUGCCGGGGCUGACAAUAUCAGUGCUUCCCUCCAGCAGAGCAUCAAGCACGGCAAACCUCUGGGCUCGUUGACUCGCGGUUUCCUGGAGCUGCUGCUGGCAGCUCCUGACGGCUCCCUGGACAUCAGGCAGGUGGCAGCGAACCUGCAGACCUCCGUGCAGCAAGUGCACGCCAUCGCCAGGGUCCUGGACGGCAUCAGCCUCAUCCAGAGAGAGUCGGCCCACAAGAUCAAGUGGAUAGGUUGGAGCUCCAUCUCCAGCUUCCUGUGGAGGAACCAGCAGAAGUUCCAUAGAGAGAUUCAGAAGCUGAAGCUGGUGGAGGAAGCGCUGGACGGCUUCAUCAGAAGCUGUGCCCAGCAGCUUUUCAGCCUUACGGACAACGUGGAAAACUCUUCGCUUGCCUAUGUGACGUUCGAGGACAUCAGUCGACUUGGAGUGUACCGGGAUCAGACGGCCAUCAUUGUCAAAGCUCCCGAGGACACUAAGCUGGAUGUUCCUGCUCCCACAGAGGAGAGCGUUCAACUCUGUCUGAAGGCAGUGAAAGGUCCCAUCUUGGUGAUGACCUGUGAGGUUGGCUCUGACGAUGCUGUGACCUCUGACCCCAUGCAGAGGAUUACCUCAUUUUUAACUCUGAACGAGAGCCGCAUCAGGACGACGGAGCUGCACGAAAGGUCACUCACUGACCUGGAGAGCCCAUGAACACCAGCUGACCUCCAGGGGUGCCGGCGUGUUGCUGCAUGUGUCUGAUAAAUGCACACAGGGAGAACAUGAGGAAGUACCUGCUGACGGUGGCUCACUUUAACUCAUGCUUGAUGCUGUGACGACAUGACAGCAGCAAGCUCCUCCUACCAGAGGAAACAGUCUGAGCACAGGAAAGGGAAAAAAACUGUUUUCAUCUGGACCAAUGAAACGGCUUUAACCUGCUGAGCUCAGUCUGAUGCACAGUGCCUGUAUUUCAUUGUUUGUCUUUCUGUCCUUUGCUUUGUGUUUUUAAUGUAUAAAUGUUUACUUCUUCAUCUCACAAAUACCUCAAAUAUACUCGGACCAAUAAAGUUUUACUUUAAAGUUGUGAAUCACUUCCUGUUUUCAUUCAUGAGAAGAAAAAAAGCUCCAACAAAAGUGUUGAGCAGCAGAAAGUCCCAAUACUCUGUUCCUCCCUUUAAAAUUUCCUGAAGUGCACAGCUGAAAAUCAGAAGUAAUAAUAAAGGAGUUUUUUAGUGGCAUCAACUAGAAUCUAGAACAUACCAUAAGCAUUUCCAAUAAAAAUAAAUACUUAACAAAUGGUCAUAAUAUUAAUGGUUCAAAAAGAAAAACUUCAUAAUAAAAAUAAAUGUGAAUUUAUGUUCUGUGCUUCGGCUUUUUUAUGUUACCACAUUUUGUUUUUGUCUGGAGUCUCAGGUCAGCAUGAGGCACUAGCUCCUGCUGCUUUCUGCUUGUAGUAAUACACAGGUACAGCAGGCAGGGGGCAGUAUACUACACCUAAUGUGUAUUCACUUCAUUUCGUGUUUCGAGCUGAUUACAUUUAAUAAUGAACUGGU